AUGUUCCUGAAGGCACCUCUGCUUCUUGGGCUCCUUGUGCUGGGGCCUCAUGUCUGCAGUUCCAACUUUGUAGACAUUAGUAAGAGCUCCAGUUUCUUUGCCAUGUGUGUGGAAUUUGCCAUGUUUCAAUUCAACCAAGCCCAUCCGGAUGAGUACGCUUACAAGCUGCUGUGGGUGGGGAGAAGCCAACGCAAGAGGUGGACAAUGACAUUUUUAAUGGACUUGGAGAUGGGCCGCACAAUUUGUAAAAAAUAUGCUGAAGAUAUUGAAAACUGCCCCUUGCAAGAAGGCCCAGGCGAGAAAAAGGUGGACUGCACUUUUAUUGUGGAUGCCCGACCAUGGUUUUCCCAGUUCACCCUGAUGAACAGCACCUGCAUGCAGAAAUAG
Molecule: messenger RNA, 387 nt
Organism: Rhinolophus ferrumequinum (greater horseshoe bat)
Lineage: Eukaryota; Metazoa; Chordata; Mammalia; Chiroptera; Rhinolophidae
Product: probable cystatin-15
Exons: 3
Coding region: 1-387 (128 amino acids)
Molecular function (GO): cysteine-type endopeptidase inhibitor activity
Source: RefSeq, a predicted model, not a curated record